AUGAUACACAAUAGAAUACAAAGAACUUCUUACAGAGGCUGGAUUCAUGCAUCCCCCAGUGAGAUCCGAGCCAAGAAGAAGCCUAAAGUGUGCUUGGAUCCUGAGAAGUUCAAGGAAUUCAAGCUCGUCAAGAAAACACAACUCAGCCAUAAUGUGGCGAAAUUCAAGUUUGCCCUUCCUACACCCAUUUCUGUCUUGGGCCUUCCUAUUGGACAACACAUAAGUUGCAGGGGUAAGGACAGUCAAGGUGAAGAUGUUAUUAAGCCAUACACUCCAACGACCUUGGAUUCUGAUGUUGGAUAUUUCGAGUUAGUAAUAAAGAUGUAUCCGCAAGGAAGAAUGUCUCAUCAUUUCAGAGAGAUGCGUGAAGGUGAUUAUUUGUCUGUGAAAGGACCAAAGGGUCGUUUUAAGUAUCGACCAGGGCAAGCUGCCUUGCUUCCAAUUCUUGAACCUGGGACAAUAAAUACUGCCUUUCCUUUCUAA
Striga hermonthica is the source of this 483-nucleotide messenger RNA. The record is from the annotation of a GenBank genome assembly. NCBI's taxonomy places the organism in Eukaryota, Viridiplantae, Streptophyta, Magnoliopsida, Lamiales, Orobanchaceae.